UAAGGUCUACCUGUGUGUCGUCGUGUGCAUAUAUACAACCAAUGUGAUCCUAUUAGUCAUCCAUUAGAUUCAUUCAUCCCCCGUAUAUGGCUCCAAUGAAAGAAGCAACAACCUCUUAUAAGCGGGUACUGGAGCAAUCUAAGGUUGGCCCUGCAAUGCCACCCGACAUAACCCAUCUCCCUCUUACAUUCCUUGAUAUCUCUCUUGCUGGUCCUGUCUACGUUAGACGCCAGUUCUUCUACGACUUUCCUCACUCUACACACCAUUUCCUUCACACCACUCUUCCCACUCUCAAAAACUCCCUCUCCAUUGCUCUCCAGCGUUUCUUCCCCCUCGCCGGAAACCUCCUCUGCCCGCCGCCUCCUGAAAAGCCUUAUAUUCACUGUACCGGUGGCGACUCUGUUGCGCUGACGGUCGCCGAGUCGGCCUCCGGAAAUUUCAAUAUUUAUUCCUCAAACCGACCGAAAAGUCUGCAAGACUUGGAAGAGGUCUCGGUUCCUGAGCUGCCAUGGAGGACGACGACGGAGGAGGAUGGAAACGACGACGAUGUCACCCUCGUGUUCCCGACCGUGGCCUUGAAGGUCACCGUCUUCCCUAACGCCGGGCUCUGUAUCGCCAUCACGUAUUGCCACAUCAUGGAUGGCAGCUGCUGCAGCCAUUUCAUGAAGACGUGGGCUUCCUUUUGUCGUAGGCAAUUGUCGACCGAAGACAUGACGACUUUUGAGGAUAAUUAUAUGCCUCUUCCAUCGUACGAUCGGGGACUGAUCCGAGAUCCCAGGGGGCUCGAAGCCAUUUUCCUGGGAGACUAUUUCACGGACAGGUCAUCUUGGAAGCAAAGUCUCGUCGGGAAAACUUCUAAGCGCCUCCGCCGAGAAGAUGACGAAUGCCGUUACAAGGCGACGGUUGUGUUGCGUAGAGAAGACAUUGAAGUACUACAAAAAUCCGCAAUGAAACAAUGGAGAAAAGACGACGAAGAAGAAUCCACAUGCCCGAUGUACCUUUCGAAGUUUGUUGCGGCGUGCGGCUUCGUGUGGGCUAGCUACGUUGAAGCGACAAGGCAUAUAGACGAUGAUGGUGAGGAAGAGGAGGAGUGCUUUCUUUUUGCAGCAGAUUGCAGGAAAAGAAUGGAGUAUCCGGUCCCGGAGAACUACUUUGGCAACUGCAUAAACAGGUGCUUUGUGUGGCUAAAGAGAAAAGAGGUGAAAGGAGAUGAAGGGUUCGUGAAGGGGGUGAAGGGGAUCUGGAAGGAAGUGGAGGAUAUGAAGAGAGAGCCUCUGAGGGAUGCGGAGAAGUGGAAUGAGAGAGCUCAGAAAGCCUUCGUUUUAGGGAGUGCAGUUUUGCUGGUUACGGGGUCGCCUAAAUUCGGGGUUUAUGAGACUGAUUUUGGGUUUGGGAGGCCCAAAAAGGUUGAGAUGGUUCAUUCCCCCAAGUGCGUGUCUCUUGCUGAGGAGGGCCGGCGUGACGGUGAAGGCGGGCUUGAAUUCGGGUUGGUUUUUAGGAGGAAUGAAUAUGAAGACUUCAUGUCUAUCGUUGAAAAACGACUCCGAACUUUACAAGAAUUAUAUGGUCCCCUGUAACUCCGGGUAUUGUAACACUCUACGAGAAUCUUUUUGUC
Messenger RNA from Cuscuta campestris, 1615 nucleotides. The record is from the annotation of a GenBank genome assembly. Lineage: Eukaryota; Viridiplantae; Streptophyta; Magnoliopsida; Solanales; Convolvulaceae.